Molecule: messenger RNA, 465 nt
Organism: Botrytis porri
Lineage: Eukaryota; Fungi; Ascomycota; Leotiomycetes; Helotiales; Sclerotiniaceae
Exons: 2
Coding region: 1-465 (154 amino acids)
Source: RefSeq, a predicted model, not a curated record
AUGAACGAUGACAAGCUCCUGGAGCAUUAUCUUCGCGCCAAUAAUUCCACAGCUUUGCAGAAGAUAAGACCACGCUUAUCAGGUGAAGGAAAGGUGACUACUCCAAUGAUGGUUGCCUACCUUAGUUCCUCCAUGACUUCUUGCAAGCUCCGAAGGUUCCGCGGUGGAGGUAAUACUUGGUGUGCGAAGUGCCUGCGGGCAUUCAUAAACCGGAAACAUGUGACCACAACAGACCAAUCUCUGUGUGAUUUAGGGCAUGCUCCUGGAAUCCUCAUGACAUCUGAUCUCAAAGACAGGUAUCGAGCUCAGCUGUCUUUGAAUUAUGAUAGUUACAGCUUUUAUGAGCAUAUGAAUAUGUUUUCGAGUGCGGAGGGAACAAGCAGAAGCAUUAGUGGAUUGGGCAACCAAAGAACCGUUGAGACUUCCGCAGAACGGUGUAACAUCUCAGAAAAAAAAAGAACAUGA